GAAAAUGUUUGAAAAAUAAUGGAAUUUCCCGAUAAUAUUUGUAAUCCAAUCAUUUAUUCUGCUGCCGCUGUUUCUACAUUAUAUUCUGGUUAUCUUUUUGUGCGGCCAUGGAUUAGAAUAAAUGUUGAAUGUUGGUUCUGUAUGGCCAAACAUCGUGUACGAUAUCCUCAACGUAAUUCAUGGCAUUGUCCUGAUUGUCAACAAUAUAAUGGAUUCAAUGUGGAUGGUUCAUAUAAUCGUUAUAUGAGCGAACAUUAUCAUUUAAAUUCAAAUCGUUUUUGUCGAAAUUCAGCUCGAAAUAAUCGUAAUAUACGAUAUGAACAUUAUCGUCUAUGCAAUGAUUGUAAUGAACUUGAAGCGAUAAAAAUUCGAAUGAUUUCCGAAUUUGUCCCUGUGGAUGAUGGUCGAUUCAAUGAAGAAUUGUUUCAAUAUCGACGAAAUCUCGAUCAAAUGUAUCCAAUUUGUGAAGAAUGCCAACAAUUGAUUCGAAAAUUAGUCAAUGAUGAUGAUUCACUACCUAAUCGAAUUCCAUUAUCGAAGCCACCCUCAUCAUCAUCAUUAUUAUUGCCUAAGAAUCAAUUAUUUGGAAAUCGUUUGAAAAUUUUCGCAUAUUUUUUGCUCAAUUUGGCAACAAUUUUUGUGCUAUCCAUUUUAUUUUGUCUAAAUCUUCAAGAAGAACCUUUCUCCGGUAUUGAUGAAUCAUUGCCGAAUCUACUAAGUCAAAAAAAUAAUCUUGGAAUCAAUUAUUUGGAUCAUUAUCUCUAUCUUGUUUGUGUGGGAUUUCUACUCUAUUUUCCAUUAUUACAAAUUGAACCACAACAUCAAUCAUCAUCUUCGAAUCAUCAUACUAUUGUUGUUGUUACUUUUGAUAUUUGUCAACUUUUUCUUUGUCUUUGUUUACAAAUAACAACAACAUUUACAUUGAUAUUAACAUUGACAAUUUUAAUGUUGAUGAUUGUUUUAUUAUCAUUACCAUCAACUGGUACAAUCCAAAUUGAUUAUCAACAUGAUCAUUUUAAUGUGAAAUUUUUCUAUCCAAAUUAUACAACUAUUAUGUAA
This is a messenger RNA of Dermatophagoides farinae (American house dust mite), 1059 nucleotides long. The record is from RefSeq and is a predicted model, not a curated record. Lineage: Eukaryota; Metazoa; Arthropoda; Arachnida; Sarcoptiformes; Pyroglyphidae.